Molecule: messenger RNA, 1828 nt
Organism: Bombina bombina (fire-bellied toad)
Lineage: Eukaryota; Metazoa; Chordata; Amphibia; Anura; Bombinatoridae
Exons: 7
Coding region: 139-1593 (484 amino acids)
Biological process (GO): protein insertion into membrane; protein targeting to membrane
Molecular function (GO): olfactory receptor binding
Source: RefSeq, a predicted model, not a curated record
AGUCACACCAGUAACAUGACGCGCUCAGCAUAGAGAAGGCUGUGAACAAGCCAGAGAUCUCUCAGGGCACAAACCAUUGUGGCUCCCAAGUCAUCAUAAAAGCAGUUCUUCUCUCCAAGGACAGAGCAGAAGACAGAGAUGGGAAAGCAAAAUUCUGUCAAUAUCUGGAUAAGUACAUUCCAGCAACUGCAAGAAAAGGAUCUGAGGAAGGAUUAUGGUCAUGUCUGGAGUCUAACCUUUCAAUAUAAUCUAGUGGACAAACUGACACCUGAACAGAAGAAAGAUGGUUGGAAAAUAUUAAAAAUGAAUUCAUCUGGGAGAUAUGUCUGCUCAUUGUGUUCUAAUAUCUGGAAAUCUGGCCUUAUCCAACUUCUUUUUCACUAUCGUUCUGUAAAUUCUAAGAGGGGUUUGGUGCUAUUACUAUUACAGUGCCCACAAUGUAAAAGCACUAAUAUGGAAAAGACAACCAUAGAAGAAGACAAAAUACAUGAUUUUCUAAUGAGUCUAAUUACAACAAUUAGGAAAAAAAUUUACAAAAACAACAUCCAGCCUACAACUUUAAAGCCACCAAAAUGCAAAGCUGUUCCAUCAUUGCCACCAAAAGAGAAGGAAGGAGAAAAAAACAUCAAUGUCUGGAUAAGCACAUUCCAACAUUUACAGGAAAAGGAGCUGCGGAAGAAUUACAACUGUGUCUGGAAUAUAAACUUUCAGUAUGAUCUAGUGGACAAACUAACACCUGAACAACAGAAAAACGAUUGGAAAAUAUUAAAAAGGAAUUCAUUUGGCAGAUAUGUCUGCUCAUUAUGUUCUAAUAUCUGGAAAUCUGGCCUUAUCCAACUUCUUUUUCACUAUCGUUCUGUAAAUUCUAAGAGGGGCUUGGUGCUAUUACAAAUCUGCAGGGAGCAGUGCCCACAAUGUAAAAGCACUAAUAUGGAAAAGCCAACUCUAGAAGAAGACAAAAUACAUGAGAUACUAAUGAGUCUAAUUACGGCAAUUAGGAAAAACUGUUACAAAAACAACAUUCAGCCAACAACUUUAAAGCCACCAAAACCCAAAGCUGUUCCAUUACCACCAAAAGGUAAAGGAAAACAAAAAUCCCAAAAUGUCUGGAUGAAAACCUUUCAUUUUCUGAAGGAAAAGGAGCUUGGGGCAGACUAUGGUGAUGUUUGGAGUUUGAAUUUUAAGUAUGAUCUAAUGGGAAAGCCGACUCCUGAGCAGAAGAGUGAAGGAUCAUGGAUCUUUACGCAGAAUUCAUUUGGCAGUUUUAUCUGCUCAAAUUGCUCCAAUAAAUGGAAAUCUGGUUUGAUCACCCUUAUCUUUCAAUUUUGCUUGAAGUCUAAAAGGGGCUUGGUACUAUUAAGGAUAUUUAGACAGCAGUGCCGAAGAUGUAAAUACCCUAAUUUAGAGAAACCAACUAUAGAAGAAAAUGAAGUAAAAGACAGUCUGAUGAGACUUAUCAUAAAAAUUAGAAAAUGCUGCUACAAUGAGAAGAUGACAUCAAACCCACAAACAAGAGGUCCUGCUAUUACCAAACCACAUGAAAGUAAUCUGUGUGAAGCCUGCUUAUUUGGGAUAUGUCCCAAAUCUCAAUGAUAAAUGUUACUCAAAAUCUCAAGCUAUCAUGGAUUUUGUGACACAAGGACAUGAAAGAAAACACAACAAAAUAAUUAUACAGUAGAUCUAAAUAACCCCUAAUGCUUCUUGAUAAUAGCAUCUGAUUUACAGGUUUCAGUCAUGAAGAACUUAGUAUCAGUUUAUGUAUCAUAUUGCAUCAGCAUAAAAAAUUGUUUGUAAAUAUCCAAUCAAAUAAAGAUUCUCUGCUGUACAA